This is a messenger RNA of Cuscuta epithymum, 1308 nucleotides long. Lineage: Eukaryota; Viridiplantae; Streptophyta; Magnoliopsida; Solanales; Convolvulaceae. The record is from the annotation of a GenBank genome assembly.
UGGUGUAGACGGCUUACGGACCACGUCUCAUCUGGAAAUGAGAGUGGGGGGUCAACUGAGCCAGCAAAUCGGAACACCCCAACGCUCCCUCCUCUUCAAUUCCCCCAACAACGACUCCGUCCAAACUGAACUUAUUCCGGCGAACUCAUGACGACCGACGACCACAACAAGUCCGACGCCAAGGUCUGGAAGCUUUGGCCUUUCUGCCACUCCGGAACCUCAUCUUCAUCACCCUCUUCCACUCAGAACCUCAACUCUGCACGCCGUGACGGUGUUAGAUCCUCUACCUCGGCCACCUCUAUCUCUCUCUCUUCCGUUGCUAGAUCCUUCCUCCCUGCUCACCGUCGCCUGCGCCUCGAUCCAGCUAAUAAUCUAUAUUUUCCUUAUGAACCAGGAAAGCAGACGAGGAGUGCUGUUAGGAUUAAGAACAAUAGCAAAUCUUAUGUAGCUUUUAAGUUUCAAACAACAUCACCAAAGAGCUGUUAUAUGCGACCUCCGGGAGGUAUUCUUGUGCCUGGUGAAAACAUUAUUGUCACUGUCUUCAAAUUUGUGGAGCAUCCAGAGAAAAACGAAAAACCGCCCUUGGAUAAAAAAAGCAAGGUCAAGUUCAAGAUCUUGAGCUUGACAAUAAAAAAAGGUGCAGACUAUGUGCCAGAGCUGUUUGAAGAGCAAAAAGAUAAAGCAACUGUUGAGCGAGUUUUGAGAGUGGUUUUCCUGGACCCAGAACGCCCUUCUUCGGCACUGGAUAAGUUGAAGCGCCAGUUGGCCGAAGCUGAUGCUGCUACAGAAGCUUACAAGAAACCUGUGGUCGAUACAGGUCCAAAAGUUGUGGGAGAAGGUCUUGUAAUUGAUGAAUGGAAGGAGCGACGAGAAAAAUAUCUAGCGCGUCAACAAAUCGAAGAAGUGGAAUCAAAGUAGAAACCCGUUAAUCCAAAACCACCCAUUUUGUGCGACCCUUUGCUAAUGUGAUUGGAGAAGGGUAGUGUUCCGCAUCAUGUAUAGUUUGCAUAAUAAUGUGAUUUGGGAUUACUCCGUACUAUCUCAUGUGUGCUGAAAUGGAUCUUAUGAGUAAGAAUGAGCUUUUCUAGCACGUAGGUAUUCUUUUUGGAUAUUAGUACUCCCUUCAAAAAACCACAACCAUGACUGAAAUUUUUAUUUUCAAGAAUGCACCUGUAUGUUUGUAAUCAAAUGUGUAGUACAUUACAGACUGAUUCUGUACUCUGAGCUUUGGAUGUAGUGUAAGAUUGUCUUUAUUGAUUAAAUGCUUGUCCUGUUGAAAGUGACCUAAUUUUUGAAUAAAUUUCUUGU